Messenger RNA from Ceratitis capitata (Mediterranean fruit fly), 3020 nucleotides. RefSeq names its product GPI ethanolamine phosphate transferase 1 (gene PIG-N). The record is from RefSeq and is a predicted model, not a curated record. Lineage: Eukaryota; Metazoa; Arthropoda; Insecta; Diptera; Tephritidae. Gene Ontology annotation, biological process: GPI anchor biosynthetic process. Gene Ontology annotation, molecular function: mannose-ethanolamine phosphotransferase activity. Gene Ontology annotation, cellular component: endoplasmic reticulum membrane. The transcript has 4 exons. The coding region runs from base 357 to 2996 and encodes 879 amino acids.
CCAUCUCGGCCAAGUCAAGAAUUUUAGAUUUCACUCAUAAGACACUUUGAUUUAGGAUUAUAAAAAUGUAGUUCGAAUUUAUGUCAUUUAACGCGGCAGGUACGAUUUCCGUUUCCUUCUUUCAUGCGAUUAAACCAUACAUGUUAUCGUUAAUCGAUUACUUAUCACAAUCAGCUGAUGGCUGAUGUUGACUGUUUUAACAAAACGUAAACAUUGAUUCUAUCCGGUUUAUUAAUGAAUUUGUGAAUAAAAAAUAAGUGAUUAACUAAAAAAAAUAAAUGCAUUUGUAGAAAAUUGUUGUUAUUUGAAUACAGCUGACGUGGUGCGGCUUAUUGCUCAGGCUUGAAAUUCCUAAAAUGUGGAUAAUAAAUGCAAUUAUUGUGCAUUUACUGUUGCUCGGUUCGAUAUUUGUCAUAUAUUUCCGUUCUCCAAUCAUUACUGGUCUCCAGCCGCAAGAGUCAAUAUACCUGGAGGCGCCUGCAAAGCGGCUUGUGCUCAUUGUGACAGAUGGCUUAAGAGCAGAAUCAUUCUUUCGUGACGGUUGCAAAGAUAUACCACAUUUAAGUAAAAUAAUGUUAAAAACUAAUGGCUUAGUUGGUGUAUCACAUACACGUGUGCCAACCGAAUCGCGGCCAGGACAUAUAGCGCUGAUUGCUGGUCUCUAUGAAGAUCCCUCUGCGGUUACACGCGGUUGGAAGCGUAAUCCUGUCGAUUUUGAUAGUGUAUUCAAUCGCAGCAGUCGCACAUAUGCCUGGGGUGCAGCAGAUGUCUUACACAUCUUUUCACGCGGCAUAGAGAGUGAACAACGUUUACUAAUUGACGCAUAUGAUCAUGAACUCGAUUUCUCCGGUCGUGAUAAAACAUAUGAAUUAGAUGAAUGGGUAUUCAGACGUGUACGUCAACUGCUUACGCGGAAACGUGCAGAUUUAGUUGAGCAAGAUAAAAUUAUUUUCUUUUUGCAUUUGCUCGGAUUGGAUACAGCUGGACAUGUGCACAAGCCGGGUACACCUAAAUUUUUGGAAAAUUUACAUCGUACCGAACGCAGUAUAGCGGAGUUUUAUGAAGAAUUCGAACGCAUAUUCCCUGAUGGGCGGUCAGCAUAUGUGCUCACCGCUGAUCAUGGCAUGACAAAUGCAGGUUCACAUGGCGCCAGCGACACAUAUGAAACUGAAACACCAUUCUUCCUUUGGGGCGCUGGUAUUGCUAGGAAUGCAAGCUUUAAAAAUGUUUUCAAAAUUGGAAAAGACUUAACACGGCCACUAUACGAUAUGCAACAAGCGCAAAUAGCGCCACUUAUUGCAGCUUUAAUAGGUACCGCGCCACCUAUGAAUAAUAUAGGCAUAUUACCGCUAGAAUACUUAAACGUAUCGUUAGAAUAUCAAGCGCAUGCCGCACAUAGUAACGCUCUACAGCUAUUAGCACAAUUCCAAGCUUUAUUGGCAACUCAUCAACGUGGUUUCUUCUCAAGUUUCUUAUUAAGCUUUAAAGAACUUGAUGCAGAUAUUAUUGCACAUUAUGUGGCAAAUAUGGAAAUCAUAUUGAAAAAUGGCCAAUUCGAAAGAGCCAUAAUUUCAAGUAUUGGUAUAAUGCAGUCAGCCCUAAAGGGGAUUGAGUAUUAUCAAGGCUAUUAUAGGCGCCCACUACAAUUAUGCACCACUGCUACAUUUAUUUGCUGGAUAAUCUAUUGCCUGCAAGUGCUAUUGGGUCAACGACCUUUAGUGAAUAGCUAUAAAAGUAACUUAAUGCUGACAUUUAAACAAAAACUUAGUUUAAUAACAGUCUGUUUUUUCCUAUUACUACAACGCGUGCCAUUUGUGGUAGGAUUUUACCUUCUAUUACCUUUCUUGGUUUGGUUGUUACUUGUGCAGAAGCAACGCUUGUCCUUAAUGCCACUACUACGAGCAAUGCCAUUAAUCCAUUUGAUAGCCUUAGUUCUAUGUGCUGAACUAUUUGUUUACAGCUUUUUUGAACGUAGACUUAUUUCUUUGGGCUUUCUUAUUUAUACGUUCUUCAUAAAUCUACGUGCUUUUCCCGUGAAAAAUCUAAAAUUUUACAUAUGGUUAGUAUUAACUAUUGUUUUGGCCAUAUUUCCCCUGCUGCCGCCAUCUGUUGGCUACUCAAAUUUAUGGCUGUUACUCUUGGGUAUGUGCAUAACGGUACUGCGUCCACUUGUUGUUAAAUCACAUAUGCCUAGGUAUGUAAAAUUGACGGUUAUCGUAUGUAUAUGCAAUGCGUUCUUAGUACGAUAUCAGCAUGCGCAACAAGGUGGUGUAUUCUUCCUCUCGCAGACACUUUCAUGGUGUUUUCUUAUAUUUGUAUGUCUUGCAAUAUUUUACCAUAAAACACAUGUCCUGAAACAACGAAUUGAAUAUAUAUUUUUCCUUUUAACCGCACUAUACACAAUAUUUUGCACGUCAUAUGAGUCCCUAUUCAUUGUUAUGUUAUCAUCGGAGUUAAUGCUCACGCUCUCAGUACAACAAAUGCAAUUACCUCUAAUCAAAGAUGAAAGGCUGUUGUCCGCACAAAAGCCACAAGUCGUUUGCACACCCCAACAAUUACAAGAAGCGCUUAAAUUAUCUUUUGCCAUACUCUUAUACACGCUCUUCUCUUUCUUCGGCACUGGCAACAUAGCCUCUGUGAGCUCCUUCGAUACCAAUAUUGUACUUUGCUUGUUAAGUACCUUUGCGCCAUUCAUAAUUAUGUGUUUGGUCAUAUUGAAAUUAAUCAUACCUGUUGUAUUAAAUAUAUCGAUUAUUUUCGGUAUGUCGAUAUUUGCCCGCGCCAAUGAGCAAGCACUAUUCAUUUGUUUGAUGUUAAUUUGUGAUGUGAUGGGUUUGAAUUUUCUAUUUUUGGUUAGAAAUGAAGGCUCAUGGCUGGAAAUAGGCACAUCCAUUUCACAUUUCGUCAUAAUGGAAGUGACCACAGUGGUUUUGGUGAUUUUUACCUAUUUUGCCAAGUUGCUGUUACGUUUAAAUGAGAAGAGUGAGUGUUUGUAAUACAAACCUGGAAGGUGUUGAGCA